GUUACUUAAUGGCCCAUUAUGCUCACGAUCCACCAAACUAACCAUGUCUGAAAAUAAAAGGUUUCUUAUUAGUGGCGCCGGGCUUGUGGGCUUACUCAUUGCUCAGGCAUUCAAGGCCAGAAACAUAGAUUUUGUCAUUUUUGACAGAGACAUCGAUGUUCAUUACAGAGAAAACGCCGGUUGGGCCAUCACCUUGCACUGGGCUUUGGAAAACUUCAAAUCUUUAUUACCACCCGACUUGGUGGAACAGAUUUACGCGGCCCAGGUGUUGCCAGGCUUUCAUGAAAAAGAUACCGGUAAGUUCAUCUACAUCAAUGCCGCCUCUGGGGAUCCGGUGGUGUCCAUUCCUCCUUCAAAGCGAUUGCGGGUAAGAAGAGAGCAGAUCAGAAGAAUGCUAUUGAGUGGAAUUGACGUCCAGUGGAACUGCAAACUCGACAAUAUUGAUACCACCAAUUCUCAGGUGACGGUUACCUGCCUGGAUGGGACUGUUUUCACCGGGGAUGUGCUUAUUGGAUGUGAUGGUGCCAACUCGAUGACUAGAAGAAUCAUAUGUCCGGAAAAUGGGCAAUUGUACCAGCUCCCGGUGAGAUUCUGUGGAUCACGUGUCAAGAUGACAAAGGCAGAGACCGACCAAAUUGCCGCCGACUUUGAUCCCUUGUUAUUUCAGGGAACUGUGCCUGAAAACAACACGUUUUUCUGGUUCUCAAUGUUGGCAACACCAGAGUACACUCAGGAAGAAGAUGUCUAUUAUGCCCAAGUUAACUUGUCAUGGAAUGUCCCUGACUACGACGAGCCUUUUGUCACCAAUGUUGAUAAGACCGAAGCCAUGAAAGUGCACUCACAGGGAUUGAACCCCAAAUUGAAAUGGUUGGUUGACAGAGCGGUUGAGGACCCAGACACCAUUUUAGAAAUUAACUUAUGCGACUGGCCAGUGGUGGAAUGGCCCCACCAAACCCAGGUCUUGUUAGCUGGGGAUGCCGCCCAUGCUAUGACGAUGUUUCGGGGUGAAGCAGGCAAUCAUGGAAUUACUGACGCCUUUGAGCUUAUGAAACAUAUCGACGAGUAUUUGGCAGGUCGCAAAACCUGGGAAGUGGCUGCAAAAGACUUCUGUAGCGGGAUUAAGGCCCGGGCUGCUCCUGCUGUUUUGCUCUCCCGACAAGCAUGUCUAGAUGCCCAUAAUUUCUCGAAAAUCAGGCCUGACACAGAUCUGCCCCUUUUGAGUAUGAGAAAGAACACUAAGUAGCUCAAUAAAAUAGUAGAUUAUGAAAAAAA
Messenger RNA from Yamadazyma tenuis ATCC 10573, 1272 nucleotides. Its product is annotated as FAD-dependent oxidoreductase. Lineage: Eukaryota; Fungi; Ascomycota; Pichiomycetes; Serinales; Debaryomycetaceae. Gene Ontology annotation, molecular function: FAD binding. The record is from RefSeq and is a predicted model, not a curated record.